Dujonia railenensis is the source of this 183-nucleotide messenger RNA. The record is from the annotation of a GenBank genome assembly. NCBI's taxonomy places the organism in Eukaryota, Fungi, Ascomycota, Pichiomycetes, Serinales, Debaryomycetaceae.
AUGCCAGGUGACGCAGGCGAAAUGGCCAAGAACAUAGCUGUCUCAGUUGCAGGUUCCGUAGGUGGGAGCAAAGUAGCCGAUAAACUCCAUCUUGGUGGAGCGGGCCACAUUGCAAGUUCCGUAGCAGGAAGUAUGUUAGCCAACGACGCUGAACAACACGUUGAACAAAAGGAGGGAAACUAA